Molecule: messenger RNA, 2331 nt
Organism: Fragaria vesca subsp. vesca
Lineage: Eukaryota; Viridiplantae; Streptophyta; Magnoliopsida; Rosales; Rosaceae
Exons: 2
Coding region: 1-2331 (776 amino acids)
Biological process (GO): meristem development; meristem maintenance
Source: RefSeq, a predicted model, not a curated record
AUGUUUGAAGCCGCUGAGCAUUCUCUUCACUCCAAAAGGCCACACCUUUCUCUCUGCUCUAACUCCAAGCAGACUCCACAUGAGACCAUGAUCGAAGAGAUAGAAGCCCUCAUGAUUUCACCUUCUGGUGGACACCCAUUUCACAAAACAGCCCACUUUCUCAAACCCAUUUCCCCUUCCUCCCUUCAUGAAAUCAAGCUCCCUACUUUCUUCUCCUCCCUCCCUUCACAUUUCAACCCUACAAAAUGGAAUCUGAAAGUUGAAUUCCCAGGAUGGCAACAUGGUCAGAAAGAAUGGAAAGAUUGGGUUAAAAAAAUGGCUCCACUUCACCGAUCUACAUGGAAGAAAGCUGGUAUUUAUGAAGCUAUACUCAACUCAACAUACCAAAUAAAACGAGACAAUGAUUUGGUAUAUGGGCUUGCAGAGAAAUGGUGCUCUGAAACCAACACCUUCAUUUUCCCAUGGGGUGAAGCCACAGUCACAUUGGAGGAUGUUAUGGUUUUGGGAGGCUUUCCUGUUUUGGGUGACUCUAUUUUCAGGCCUCUUCAAUCAAGAGAGAUGAGAGAAGUUAAAGAGAAACUUGAGAAAGAGCGAAGUGCAGUUAUAAAGAGCACUGGUAACGCUAAGACAAGCGCGUGGUUAAGCAAGUUCAUCAAUAAUGGGAGUGCACUCGAGCACGAAGCGUUUCUUGCAUAUUGGCUGUCCAGGAUUGCAGAUUUGAGAAAAACAAGGAGUAGUGAUGACACUAUAAAAUUGAUCUUGAAGUCACCAUUGCACUUUGUUCAAGUUUGGGCAUGGGAAAGAGUAUUGGAACUUAGUCCAUUUGCCAAUGUUGUGCGUAAUGUGGAGCCAAGGUUGGCUCGAUGGGAUAAAGUAAAUGGUGUGGGUGUGGAAGAUCUGAGGGAGAUAUUAGACACUGCCGGAGAAGGUUUCAUGUGGCGCCCUUAUGUCCUGGCCACUGAGAAGUCAAAUCUUCCUAAAUUCUAUUUGGAAAAGGACAAGUGGGUUGGUCCUUAUUUGGAUGAUGAGUUCCUGGCAUUUGCCUUAUGCUUGAAGGUGACUGAUUUGGUUGGAUUUGGUACUACGGAGCAGUUUGGUACUAAGGAGCAGUACCUUCCGCAUAGGGUAGCUAGGCAGUUUGGAUAUGAUCAAGACAUUCCCAGCUUUGUUGCUCAAACCGAUGACGAUUCUGAUAUUCUCCAUGGAAAAGAAAAUCCCCAUAUAGCCUGGAAAGGUAACAUCAAGGAAAUUAAGAAGCUGAAAUUGUAUAUCCCAUCUAGGCUUUCUGAAGCAGAUGUGAGCACAAGCUACAUGCAAUGGUGGGGUGCAACAGUGUCAGAGUUAAAGCACAUAAGUGAGCGUACUAUGCCACAGAAAAAGAAAGGAAAGAGUGUCGGAGGAUCAAUGCUGAAGGAUAAAAAUAGCCCAAUACGUCCUGGCUUUCGACUAAAGAAAGUUUUUGAGGGGUCAAAGGAAAGGAUAACUGAUUUCACCAUUCUUUCUGUUUCAAAUGCUCGCAAUGAAGGUAAUGACUCCCUUUUUCCUCCAGGAUUUUCUCCCCGAAGUAAUACCGUGGAAGCUGGAGAUCCUACGGAUGAAGUUGAACUAACUGUAUCAGCAACUUUGGAAAAAAGAAAGAAGCAUAUUGUUGAAACCAGAAAAAGGGAUGUUGAUUCAAUUCCCGAAGAAAGUUCUGCUGAUACUCUGAUACCAGAAAGAAUGCAGAAAGAGGAUAUGCUGAAUUCACCUCUGGUAUGUGGAUGUAAGGUCGAGAAGAACCUGAAACAUGUAAUGGGGAGUGAUGUAAGCAGUCCAGAUAAUGACCUGGUAAGCAUUGUUGGCAAUGACUGGGGUAGCAGGGUUGAGAAACAGGUCUCAGAGCUUAAAAAUAUCGUAAGAAGCUUAGAGAGAUCAGAAGUUUUGAAAUAUUGCAAGAAGCAGAAAAUUAUGGCAACUGGUAUAGGUGGUGACAGCGUGAAGUUAUCGGGUGUUGUUCAAAAUCUGGUAUACUCACUUCUGCAAGAAGGUUCUGUACAUUCUAUGCAUUCAGAGAGAUUUGAGAAAGAGGCUAUGGUGAGUGAAGAUGAAGCUCUGAUCGGAGGAUCCAGGGCAAAUACAAACCUGGAAAAUUUCAAGGGAAUUAAUGCAGGAUGUCCAGAUAACCAUACCGGCAAUGCUUUCUCUAGCUGCAGCUCUUCAUUUGAGAAACUACAUUCCUCAAAAGAAUGCCAGAAGAAUUUUUCGGAGCUUCAAGCUAGGAUUGCCAUACUUGAAAAUGUGGUUGGUGUGUCACAAGAAAACACUGAUGGAGCAGGUUUUAGGAACUGCUAA